UACAGGUCUCUCGAAAUCCUCAUUGCUAUCAUCCUAGUAAUACUUUUCGCCAUCCGUUUCUGGACCACGUCUUCUUCCCGCCCACCCACGAAGGACUCCCAAGACGCCCGUACGGCCCUCCAAGCGCUCCAAACCGUCCUUGUCCCAAGUUGCUCUCUCUGGCCCGCGCGGUACAUCAAGCUCGUCAAACAUGCCUCCAAUCAUCGUACAGGAUCCAGGAUUGUUGUCCCUUUAAGCAUGCUCCUGCAGGACGUAUGCGAUGGCAUCAUCGAGCUUCGCGAUCCUCUAAACGACCUCGAGGACCUGAUAGAUCAGGGUAUCCGUGCGUAUGGCUGCUCUGUCAGUCUGAAAGUUGAGUGGAAGUGGUGGGUAGAAUGGUUGGAUCGAAUGUUACGCGUAAACGUCUCAGAUAUUGAAGAUAUGAAAAGCCACGACGGUGUUUAUUCUUCGAAUUUCGCAGUCACUAGCGCACAAUAUAUCGACGGACUGAUUCACCCACUCACAACAGCACCUCCGCCCUCCGCCGACCAUGGGAUCGUCAUCAACCUCAACAGCUAUCCGCUCAUGCACCUGGCUGCUAUCCAGCUUCCCAAAGAUUCCCGUACCACUUUGGAACUCACCUCCCUCUCCAACCACAUCUCCUUCCUCAGUACGAAGCACAUCCUCUGCCUCAUCCCCUUCCUGACCCACCGUCUCCCCAACUGCCUUUCCGAUGUUCUCGCAACAGUAAACGACACUCCACACUUCAAACUAUCGACCCUCACCAAUACAACAGCCGCAUACGCUGAUACGCUCGCCGCACUAUCAAGCAAGCUUACAUACAAUCCUAUAGCAAGACAACAGUGCGUCGACGAACUGGGUAUCAAAGAAUGGCGUAAACGGAGACUCAUGCUUGAGUUCGAGGCUGCUCUCGUGCGGAAAGGUUGGCUGGAGCAUUGGGACGUAGUCUUGGAAGUCUGUUGAUUGUAUGCGUUUGUCGUGAUUUUUCUUCCUUUCAGUCACUCUUGCACAAAAACGCAUCUCUGUUUCUCGUCGCUUCAAGUUGCACGCACUCAUUACAGCACAAAUCUUGUUGCUUACUUAGAAAUCGCAAAGUUACUAUGACUCGCAAAUGUUGUUAUAUUCAAC
Suillus subalutaceus is the source of this 1128-nucleotide messenger RNA. RefSeq lists its product as uncharacterized. The coding region runs from base 238 to 963 and encodes 241 amino acids. The transcript has 3 exons. The record is from RefSeq and is a predicted model, not a curated record. NCBI's taxonomy places the organism in Eukaryota, Fungi, Basidiomycota, Agaricomycetes, Boletales, Suillaceae.